Geodia barretti is the source of this 1986-nucleotide messenger RNA. The record is from the annotation of a GenBank genome assembly. NCBI's taxonomy places the organism in Eukaryota, Metazoa, Porifera, Demospongiae, Tetractinellida, Geodiidae.
GUGUCUCCGGAGGAGGGAAAGAUCAGUGUCGUUACCACCAGCAACAUCCUGGCCGACUGGGUCAGGGCCGUUGGCGGGAACCGCGUUGACGUGUUCUCGCUGCUGCCGGCCAACGCCGACCCGCACACCUACCAGCCAGGGGCGCAGGACAUCGCUCGCAUUGCCGACGCCGACCUGGUAUUCAGCAUCGGACUGCAGCUCGAGGGCGGCUGGCUGGAAGAGCUGAUCGAGAACGCCGCCCGCGACCACGACUCCAUCGUGGCGGUGGGGGACGUCGUAGACCCCAUUGACUUUGUCGAACUAAUUGAUGAACACGGCGGGGAGGGUGCCGAAGACCUGGUGGGCCGCCUGCUCAUCGGCGACGGCGAGACGGGCAUGAUGUCGGUCAUCGACCUGGAGCACGGGGACGUGGACCAGGACGCUUUCGACCUCGGCUCCCGGGCGGGACGCAUCUACGCCACCAAGAACGGACGCUUCGCCAUCGCGGUCUCCAGCGACGCCAACACGGCCCACGUCCUUGACGGCGGCAUCUACCUGGAGGCCCACGGUGACCACUUCGACGAAGUGGAAGGACCGGUCGAGCGCAUGGGCAUCGACCUGUCCGGAGACCGCCCGGUGCACCUGUACGUCGGCUCCGAAUGGGCCUCCGUCUUCUACGACGGCUCCGGGGAUGUCGUGCUGCUCAACGAGCACGAACUGGAGGAAGAGGGCGACGACUACGUUCCUCCGAAGCUCAACGCCGGUGCCCAUCACGGCGCGGCGGUCCCUCUGGAGGGUGACCUGUUCGCCGUAAGUGCCCAACACCCGGACUACGCGUCAAAUCCGGCAGACUACCGACUCCCCGUCGGCGCCGAAAUAGUCGACCUCGACGGAAACGUGCUGCACCGCGACGAGGGCUGCGAGGGACUGCACGGCGACGCCGGUAACGGCCACAUGGCAGCCUUCGGAUGCAUGGGCGGCGUGUUGGUAGUCGAGGCCCAUGACGGCAACUACGAGGGUAUGUUCAUCGAUGCUCCUGCCGGGUCAGCGGAUGACUUCCGUAUCACAUCGCAGUUCAUCGCCGCAUCUGAAGACGGGCCCACGCCCAUCAACGUCGCCAUCAGCCACGACGGCGAGGCGCUGCUGGUCGUGAUGAGCGACGGCGAGCUGCGGAUGUACGACGCCCACGACCUCGACCUGUUGGCCUCGGCGGAUGAUUUCCUGACCACGCCCGUGGAGGCCGGCUUCUGGGCCCGCCCCCAUGUGGUCACCGCCCCGGGCGCGGUGUUCAUCACCGACUCCGUCGGCGGCGAGGUGAUGCAGUUGGACGACCACGACCUGGAGGUCGUGAAUCACUGGGAAGUUGACGGCAACCCCACCAAGAUCGCCUUCGUCGGAAUCUACGGCGAGACUGAUGACCUCGAGGAACAUGGCCACGAGGAAGAGCACAUGGAAGAAGGGGAAGAGGAGCACGCCCACGGUUCUCUCGACCCCCAUUUCUGGUUCGACCCUCUGCGGGUGAAGCAGGCGGUCGACGGAAUUGCAGCCCGGCUCUCCGCAGUUGACUCCGCUGGGCAGACUUACUAUCUCGACAACGCCGCCGCUUACAACCGGGAACUGGACGACCUGCACGCCUGGAUCGAGGGACAGGUCGCGGUGCUGCCGAAGACCACCGGGUGCUGGUCACCUCCCACGACAGCUUCCAGUACUUCGCCCAGCGGUACGGUUUCGAGGUGGCGGGGCCAUAUUCCCGGUUACCACCGAGGCGAGCCCACGGCCCAGGACCUGGCAAUGCUGAUCGAGACCAUCGAGCACGAGGGCGUACACGCCGUGUUUACCGAGAGAUCCCACAGCCAACGGCUGGCCCAGCGUGUUGCCGAGGAGACCGGCGCUGAGAUCGUCGGCGGCCUGUACACCGGGUCCCUGGGCGACGAGAGCAGCGGGGCAGGGACUUACCUGGACCUGAUUAGGCACAACACCACAAUAAUAGUGGAGGCGCUGAGAUAG